CACGAGACGAGGGAAUAAGUUGCAUUUUGCCAGUCCAAGACGCUAAUGGCGACAGCCACGCUUGCUACCUGUGCCAUCAUUUCCACGGUCGGGCGCGGAAAUUUCUACUUAAUGAAAGCGCUUGCGCCCAAAGAUCGAGCCUUUAUAGGAGGUUCUGCUUCCUCUUCUUCUCCUGCUUCUGCUCCUCUCAAUCUGGGCUUCUCCGACUGCAAUCCGUCGCCGAUUUCUCCGCUAACGUUCUUCCCUGCAUCGCCGAUGGCUUCGCCUUUUGGAUUUCAACGUUCUGAUCUAAUGGAAGCAGGGAGUUACGCGGAGGAGUUAAGUGUGGCGGUGAGGGUGGUCCAGAUGGCAUGCUCGCUGUGCCAGGGUGUUCAGGAGGGGCUCUUUGGGAGGAGGAGAGAGCAGGUCAAGUCCAAGGAUGACGCUUCUCUGGUUACUGUUGCAGAUUGGGGAGUGCAGGCGACUGUUAGUUGGGUCCUCUCGCAGUGUUUUGGCAGUGAGAAUGUGUCCAUUGUGGCAGAAGAAGACACUCAAACUUUAUCCGGAAAGGAUGCUUCUGGUUUACUGGAAUCCGUUGUCAAAACUGUAAAUGGAUGCCUUGUUGAAGCUCACAAAUAUGGACUGAAAGCUCCUCAGAAGCCACUAGGAAGUAAUGAAGUUCUUGAAGCUAUAGGCAGAUGCAACUCUAAUGGUGGCCCUAAAGGAAGGUUUUGGGUUCUUGACCCUGUUGAUGGCACACUAGGCUUUGUUCGAGGGGACCAAUAUGCCAUUGCUUUAGCUUUAAUAGAGGAUGGAGAGGUUGUCCUGGGCAUUCUUGGCUGUCCAAAUUAUCCAAUGAAGAAGCAGUGGCUAAAUUACCAUCAACGAUACUACAGACUCAUUUCUAAAAUAUCUCCACCUGUUGCAGGUUCCUGGCAUAAAGGAUGUGUAAUGUAUGCUCUUAGGGGUAGUGGUAAGGCUUGGAUGCAGCCACUUGUCUAUGACCACAACAAAUUUGGAUUGCACAAUAUUUCUCCAAAGCCAAUCAAAGUAUCUUCUGUUGAUGAUCCAGCUUUUGCAACUUUCUGUGAACCUGUUGAGAAGUCGAACUCAAAGCACUCAUUCACUGCUGGAUUGGCACAAAGCGUUGGUCUGAGAAAGCAACCAUUGAGAGUCUACAGCAUGGUGAAAUAUGCUGCAAUUGCAUGCGGAGAUGCAGAGAUAUUCAUGAAAUUUGCAAAGGCAGGCUACAAAGAGAAGAUUUGGGACCAUGCUGCAGGUGUGAUUCUCAUCCAUGAGGCCGGUGGUGUCGUCACCGAUGCCGGUGGCAAACCAUUGGAUUUCACUAAAGGUAUCUACUUGGAAGGGCUCGAUCGGGGCAUCGUCGCUUGUUCCGGUUCUCUGCUUCAUGACAAGAUCAUCACAGCUGUGGAUGCUAGCUGGGAUUCUUCCAAAUUAUAAUUGUAUCAACUCAUUAGCAUAAGCUGUUACAGAAUCCACUAAUCAACAAACAAAAGGGUUAAAAAUCUGGCCUGCAAACUAAUAUAUGCAGGUAUUGCAGGAAUUCUGGGGAAGAUUAUGAUACUGAACUUGCACUUGGAUAAGCUGGAGCUUUAUGCAGAAAAUGGGGGAAGGAGAAUCAGGGAGAUAGGUGAUAGUAAGCCAAUCCAAUUUGCUAAUAUCCCUUAUUCAACUUGCUUCAUCUCUUUGUUAUGGUUAUAUGCAUCAAGCUAUGCUAACUGUUAGAAAAGGAUUUGGAAGUAGAAAUGGAAGCUUUUUAUUUUUCUUCUUAUACAGAAAUGGAAGCAGAAAAGUUAUUGUAUAGCGAUUUUCUGGGUUUUAUAGUUCGAGAAUUGAUGAAUUUUGGCUUCUGGUGCAAGUUAUAUACAUAUUCAAGUCAAUAAAUUUAAAACCUU
Molecule: messenger RNA, 1895 nt
Organism: Dendrobium catenatum
Lineage: Eukaryota; Viridiplantae; Streptophyta; Magnoliopsida; Asparagales; Orchidaceae
Product: PAP-specific phosphatase HAL2-like
Exons: 3
Coding region: 46-1440 (464 amino acids)
Biological process (GO): sulfate assimilation; phosphatidylinositol phosphate biosynthetic process
Molecular function (GO): 3'(2'),5'-bisphosphate nucleotidase activity
Source: RefSeq, a predicted model, not a curated record